AUGCUGGAGACGCGGUCAGCGCGGGCCGCAGAAUCGGUGUGGGCGAACAAGCCGCUGCCGGCGCCUCACGCCAUGGCCAAUACGAGGCACGGGAAAAACGCCCAGGACGACGUAUGCUACGUGGUAGCUAAAUACGACUACGCGGCGCAGGGUGCCCAGGAGUUAGACCUUCGUAAGAACGAGCGGUAUUUACUCUUGGACGACUCGAAGCACUGGUGGCGCGUGCAAAACGCGCGCAGCCAAUCUGGAUACGUACCCAGUAAUUACGUUAAGAAAGAAAAGCCUUCGCUCUUUGACAGUAUUAAGAAAAAAGUGAAAAAAGGAUCUGGGUCGAAAACGUUGCCUUCCAAUAGUUCUCCAGUGAGGGGGGCCAGCGGUGCGGGCGGUGAAGCGGGCGCGCGCCGCAUCGAACCUGCCGACGCUCUCGGAACUGCCGUCGUUAAGUACAACUACCAGGCACAACAGCCGGAUGAGCUGUCUCUCACUAAGGGCACUAGGAUUCUUAUACUGGAGAAGAGUAACGAUGGCUGGUGGCGGGGACAGUACCAGGGACAUACGGGCUGGUUUCCCUCGAACUACACCAGUGAGGAGGGUGACAAUGAGGACCCAGUUCAUACCUAUGCAAUGGCGGAGAACGUUCUAGAUAUUGUGGUGGCGCUGUAUUCCUUCACGUCGAACAACGAGCAGGAACUGUCGUUCGAGAAAGGCGACCGGUUAGAGAUCAUCGAGCGCCCCCCCUCCGACCCCGAGUGGUACCGCGCGCGCGACUCGCGCGGACACGUGGGGCUCGUGCCGCGCAACUACCUGCAGGAGCUCGCCGACUACCUUACGCAGCCUUAUAGUGACGGUGAAGGAGCCCGCGGAGGCCCGACGCCGGGCGGGCCCGCGACCAGCGCGUCGCUCGCGGGCCGCGCGUGGUACUACGGCGCCAUCACCCGCACGCACUGCGACGCGCUGCUCAACCAGCACGGCCACGACGGGGACUUCCUCAUCAGAGACUCGGAGACUAACGUGGGCGACUACUCGGUGUCGCUGAAGGCGCCGGGCCGCAACAAGCACUUCCGCGUGCACGUGGAGGGCUCGCUGUACUGCAUCGGACAGCGCAAGUUCCCCACGCUCGACCAGCUCGUGGCGCACUACCAGCGCGCUCCCAUCUACACCAACAAGCAGGGCGAGAAGCUCUACCUCGUGCGUCCGCUGCCGAGAGACAACUAA
Molecule: messenger RNA, 1215 nt
Organism: Arctia plantaginis
Lineage: Eukaryota; Metazoa; Arthropoda; Insecta; Lepidoptera; Erebidae
Source: the annotation of a GenBank genome assembly